GAGGAGUAAGAGCAAAGGCAGGCUGACAGAGAGACUGAGUGUCCACUAAGGGGAAGGCUGCAGAGCCCAGUCCUGGUCCUCUGGUGCUUUUUGCUGCUGUCCCUCACUGCCAUCGUCCAGAUAAUACCCUAGCAAGCAACAAGAAUGGAUGUCUUUAAGAAAGGUUUCUCCAUUGCUAAAGAAGGUGUGGUGGCUGCUGCAGAAAAGACCAAACAGGGCGUGACGGAGGCUGCAGAGAAGACUAAAGAAGGGGUGUUGUAUGUAGGUACCAAAACCAAGGAAGGUGUGGUGCAAAGUGUGACCUCAGUUGCUGAGAAGACCAAAGAGCAGGCCAAUGUGGUGGGAGAAGCUGUAGUAGCCAGUGUGAACACAGUGGCAAACAAGACUGUAGAAGGAGCAGAGACCAUCGUGGCCACUACAGGAGUUGUAAAAAAGGAGGACCUGGCUGGGCCGCAGCCGCCUGAGCAGCCGGAGGCGGCUGGAGAGGGGACCCUGGUGGGGAGCACAGGUGGCAGCCGAGAGGGUGACAAUGAAGGCAAUUAAUCAGCUUAGGGGCUUCUCCCUCAAAAGAGAGCAUUCCAAGAGAAUAUCAGCUGACACUGCAACAGGAAAAUCCCGCUCUCCAUAGACUAACUACAUCCAGCUCUGCAGUCUUUCACUUGUCUCAUAGGCCAGUCGUACCAGAUGUGUAAGCCAGACCGCUCUGAUUGUAAGUGAAGCGCAGGUGUACUGGGGCUCUCUCCCCACCUCCAUCAUGCCUUCCCGACCUUCUUGCUUCGCGUGCUUUGUUUGGACUCACUGAUCUGUGUCUCACUCCCUCUGCACUGGCACUUGGGAUCUCUAGGUAGCCUGAAAAUAUUUUUUUUUAACUAAUAAACAAGUGUUUGAACAA
Molecule: messenger RNA, 892 nt
Organism: Colius striatus (speckled mousebird)
Lineage: Eukaryota; Metazoa; Chordata; Aves; Coliiformes; Coliidae
Gene: SNCG
Product: synuclein gamma
Exons: 5
Coding region: 145-543 (132 amino acids)
Biological process (GO): chemical synaptic transmission; synaptic vesicle endocytosis; synapse organization
Cellular component (GO): cytoplasm; axon terminus; neuronal cell body
Molecular function (GO): cuprous ion binding
Source: RefSeq, a predicted model, not a curated record